GCGAGAUUUGAUUUGAUGAUUAAUAACAGCCAAACAUUCAAACCAGGCAGGCAAGCAAGCAAGCAAGCAAAAAAUCAAGCAAACAAAACACACGGUCACAGCAUGUCACAGUUUCUUUGCACUUCUUGAUGUUGGACCUGGCAAGGACACAGUGAGUGUGCACUCACUUUUUUCAACUUCAAAGCAGAUCAUCAACGGAGACGAAGACCAAUGAACAAUGCAAGUUCGUCCACUCGUUUGCUCCAUGGUUUGACCCAGUGAGAACUAUGUCCAGAAGAGCAUUAAUCGUCCAGCUGAGGUGCAGGGAGGAGUAGCACGGCCUGAAGGUCCCCCUGGCGAGGUGCAGCUCUUAGAUUUGGAAGCACAGAUUGAGGUGGUUCUUUUCUCGGAAUUGGAAGCAAAUCGGGGAUGGAGAUGAAGAUUUGAUUUGAUCUUUCUAUAUGAACUAGUCAGUGUACUACUCGUAUCGUUUGUCCACCGUUGGACCUGAUGAGCGCAGAAGCGGUACUUUUGACUUCAGCUAAUCUGUUCAACUCGUGAUGCAGGGCUUUUGUUCUUUUUCGCUGCAUGCACUAUUGACGAUACGUGUACUCUAUAGGGGAAGACUGGAGAGAAGAUGUAGGCGUGUUUGUUCCUUGGACACGGGCAGACUAGUGUUCUGCCAUACUUAGAGAGUCUUGUUCACAGCAUCAACUGCUGAUUCACGGAAUAAUACCAACUGUUUCUAUAGUAUACCUUUGAACAUAAGAAUUGCAGGUCAAAAGUGACAGCAGGUUCAAGGUGGUUCAACCGUUCAGCAACUGGGUUUGGCUUGAGCAGUUGCUCAGCGACUGUGCCAAAUGCUGAAGGUGCAGAUGUCGGACCCCGAGGAAACCAUCCGCUUUCCAAACAACAUAACUCUUGUGGCCCCGAAAAGCGUUUGGAACCAGCACGCCUUGAUGGCAGAUAUUGUGGAUUGGAAUGCAUCAGACGUGCCAUCCACGGAGAGUCUAUUCACGGAUGGGGAGGAACCCUUGAGCCCUUUGGUGCGUCUCACACCCGAGCACACAAGCUUCACGACUCCCGUCACUGUCAUGUUUCCAGCAUGCAUCGGCGCCACGAGGGUUUGGCGCUCCUCUGAAUCUUCAUGGGAGCUUGUUGAGUUGGAAUCCUUCGAGAAUGGAUGUGUGACAACUUCAUUGUCUCAUUUUUGCCACUGCUUCGCUAGUGGAAACUCCCGCAUCCUGAAGGCUAUUGGAUACAUCAAACCACAUAGUGCAGUGGCCAAACUCGCCUUGGCUUGUGUAGGGCGGUGUCAUCAGUGCAAUCAUGCAUUAGAACAAUAUCAGGAAGAUUACUAUUUCCUUGAAGGGUACCAGCCGUGCACACGUCCCGCUCCAGUCGGCACCUGCGAAGAUACCACCAGCUUCAGGGUCACCCAGGGAGCGCACCAGCAAACUUUGCAAGUGAGUUCACGGAUGUGUCCAGCAAUCUCUGACGAGCUGCAAGCUCAAGGAACUCAAUUCAAGGUCCAAAUUGAAGACAUUGAGCACACCUUUAAGUGUGACGCUGCUACACACGGUGAUGUGACGAUCAGCGGUGCGAGCUCCAGUUCCCAGCAAAGACCCAGCUCGUCGGAGCCGCUGGGCGACGUCACGCAGCCCAGCAGCGCCACUAUGUCAUCCUACUUCGCCAGCUUUCUGCCGAGCUUUCUACUUGUGAAUGAGGACAUUCCUGAUGGCUCCCAAGCUCCGAUUUCAAUGAUCUCGGCCCGGUUCGACAAGGGUGAGAUGGAAAUGAAAUUCAGACGAGUGCACGAGCUAUUGAAAGCCCACAACUUUGAGAAUCUCAUGGUGGAUGUGGGCGGCGGGGAUGAUUUCGGUGCCAAGACUCUCGAAUAUUUAGGACGGCUUGAUGCUGAACACGGCGUCAUGCUGGCAGUUUGUACAGAGAAUUAUGGGGAAAUGACAUCUUCCCCAUAUUCCUCGAACGGUGAAUUAACAUUCGCACUGAACGAGAAUGUGCGAGUGCUUCCGUUGAAGGUGGUGCCGAUCUAUCCUCCACGACCACCGAGUGGUCCGGACCACCCCUUCGAUAAAACGGGAGCCGCAAAGGCCUUGGUCAAGAUGGUCCUUCCUCCCUGCAGAGUCUUCCUGGACUGCUGCGACAAAUCUGCUGAGCAGAUAGCCAAGCUUAUCGCAGAAGAACUGCUCAACAUGGGAAAGUGAAC
This is a messenger RNA of Durusdinium trenchii, 2209 nucleotides long. NCBI's taxonomy places the organism in Eukaryota, Dinophyceae, Suessiales, Symbiodiniaceae. The record is from the annotation of a GenBank genome assembly.